UUUAUAAUUUGCCAACGGUCUCUCUCUCUCUCUCCCUCUCUCUCAUAUAUUGAUUUAGUACUCAUUCACUGAGAAUACAUACGAGAAAGCACUGGAGCAUCUUAGAAAUAUGGGUAUUCAGCUCCGCACAUGUUAUUAUCAUCAUAAUCGCCUCAUGGUACCAUCAUUAUCAUCAUUGUUGUAUGCAAGUUCUUCUACAAUUUCAAUUUCAAUUUCACUGUUAAGUUCUAGCUCCCAAAUUGCUGAUGACAAGAGCAGAAGCACAAUAAACAAGACAUUUCGUCUGUACAGUGGUCUUGGUUCGAGUUCUGUUAAUGGAAGAGCCAAGGGCAAUUGGAGGAGGAAACGAGUUGGAUCGAGAAUUGUUGCAGCAUCAAGCAACAACGCAGAUGCACCAAUCAGCUGGGAUGAUUGGAAACCUCAGAAGGGUUCCGAAGCUCCUUCCCUCAGCGAUGUUGUUUGGCCUGCUGCAGGGGCAUUUGCGUCAAUGGCGGUAUUGGGGAAGAUGGACCAGAUGUUGGCAAGAAAAGGAGUUUCAAUGACAAUUGCACCCUUCGGAGCUGUUUGUGCUGUCCUCUUUGCCACUCCCUCCUCCCCUGCUGCUCGGAAGUACAAUAUGUUUAUUGCUCAAAUAGGUUCUGCAGCAUUUGGUGUUUUGGCAUUUUCAAUAUUUGGACCAGGUUGGCUAGCUAGGAGCACUGGCCUCGCUGCAGCCAUAGCUUUCAUGAUCUACACACGUGCCAUUCAUCCACCAGCUGCAAGCUUGCCCUUGCUAUUCAUUGAUGGAGCAAAAUUGCACCACUUGAAUUUUUGGUAUGCUUUCUUUCCUGGUGCUGCGGGAUGCAUUCUCCUCUGUUUAAUUCAAGAGGUGGUAUGUUACUUGAAGGACAACUUCAAAUUUUGACACAUGACGGACUAGUGCAUUAUUUGAAGUCAUACAAUCAAAGCAAGUAGGCCCAUUGAAGGUAUGUGAUGGAGCUUCUUUGUGUAGUCUCAGAACUGAUUGGUCUCCACCAGAAAUUCCCAAAAUGAUUGUUGUAAAGGAACGUUACACAAAAAUUCCCAUACACGCAAAGCGAUAUGCUAUGUUUGUAAAGAUUACAAAUUUCUUGUUCGUAGGGUUGGGGACAAAAUCAUUCUAGAGUAAUCGCUCUCUAAGAAGAGACUCGGCUAAUAAAUUUCAUUGAUAUUUACAUUAGUAAAUGGAGAACUUCUUGACCAGGAUUCUUAUGAAUCACAAUGUCUUGGUUCUUAGU
This is a messenger RNA of Camellia sinensis, 1256 nucleotides long. RefSeq lists its product as uncharacterized. Gene Ontology annotation, molecular function: protein dimerization activity. The record is from RefSeq and is a predicted model, not a curated record. Lineage: Eukaryota; Viridiplantae; Streptophyta; Magnoliopsida; Ericales; Theaceae.